This is a messenger RNA of Magallana angulata, 2499 nucleotides long. RefSeq lists its product as uncharacterized. The coding region runs from base 235 to 1923 and encodes 562 amino acids. Gene Ontology annotation, molecular function: protein binding; zinc ion binding. Lineage: Eukaryota; Metazoa; Mollusca; Bivalvia; Ostreida; Ostreidae. The record is from RefSeq and is a predicted model, not a curated record. The transcript has 3 exons.
GUCUAGGUCACGGUCGGAACGCCUGCUGCAAUCGCCAUUUUGGACGAACUUUUGGAGGAGCUCGAUCGGUCGUUUAACGCUGUUAAAUUGAAAUGAUAUUGACGCCAAGAAACAUUGCCUGUCUUUUGAGAAACUGCAGAUUUCCCCAGCUGAACUUCCAUUACAACAUCUGUACAUUGUCAACAUGAACCAAAGUGUACAAGGGUAGAUGCACCAUACAUAGAGGACUUGACCAUGGACCCUCGAAGCAGUGCCCAGGAUGUGGUGCGUUGUGAUGUGUGUGAUACCCCUGUCCCCCCACUACACUGUGACUUCUGUCAGACCAAUCUCUGCAAAGCGUGUGUUGGAGAACAUAUGCUGGAUUUAUCCAAAAAACAUCAGGUGGUACCGUUCAAAGACCGAGGAUCUACUCCAAAUUAUCCCAUUUGCACAAAACAUUCCCCCAAGCAAUGUGAGCUUCAUUGUGAACAAUGUGGCAUUCCUAUUUGUGUCCUUUGUGUUUCCUCUGAAAGUCACAAAAAUCACAAGUUAGUAGACAUUUAUACCAACUAUGAAAAGAAAAAAGAAGAUAUACAAAAAGAUUUGCAAGAACUAGUUAAAUCCCUUUCUCCCAAAUACCAAGAGAUUGCAAACAAAAUGACAGUGCAGAAAGCUGAUCUGAGUAAAAACUCAGAGAAAUUGACAUCAGCAAUAGACAAACAAGGAGAAGUCUGGCACAGAGUAAUAGACACCAUUAUACAGAAACUGAAAUCUGAUCUUGAUGAAAUGGACGCCAAACACCUGGCUGUCUUAAACAAACAGGAAGAUGAAAUCACACACACCAUUUCUGAAAUCACACAGAGCAUUGCUGAUCUGAAGAAGUUACUGGACUCCAAUGAUGUCAGCCGUGUCUCUGCCUACAAAUCCAGGAUUGCUGAAUUCAGAAGAUUGCUUCCUAAACUCACAGUUUCUCUACCAAACUUCACCCCUCAGAAAAUUAACCCAGAACAACUUUACCAACAGUUUGGUUCCCUGUCAGCAUUCUCCAUUACAACAGAGGAACAUGGCUACACCAUGGAAACCUCAGAAGCUGGAUCCUCUCCUCUCAAACCACUGCUUGAUGAGCCACGGAUCAUCUCCACCAUACAGACACAGUAUGGAGGCUAUACUAGUGGUCUAACCAGUGUUACUUGUGACAGUGAUGAAGAAAUCUGGACGCGUGGUUAUAAUUAUAAGAUGAUGAGUCUCUACAACCUGCAGGGGGAACUAGUGAAGUCAGUCCAAACCAAGUCAGGGAACUAUCCACUGGACAUAGCAGUGACAAGGAGUGGGGAUCUAGUUUAUACUGAUAGAGAUGAUAGAACUGUGAACAUAGUGAAGAAUACACAGAUACAGACAGUGAUCAGACUACAGGGGUGGAAACCUCACGGUGUCUGUAGUACCUCCUCUGGUGACCUCCUGGUUGUCAUGGACAGUGAUGAUGAUAAACAAACAAAAGUUGUGUGUUACUCUGGCUCCACAGAGAAACAAAGUAUUCAGUACGACGACAAAGGACAACCUCUCUAUUCAUCUAGUGGUGACACUAAAUACAUUAGUGAGAACAGGAACCUAGAUAUCUGUAUGUCAGACAAUAAAGCCCGUGCAGUAGUGGUGGUCAAUCAGGCCGGGAAACACCGAUUUACCUACACUGGUCCUCCCUCUACUACCAAGGGAUUAUUUAAUCCACUCGGCAUCACAACAGACAGCCAGGGUCAGAUCCUGACAGCAGACAGUACCUAUUACAACGAGUGUAUCCACAUCCUGGAUCAGGACGGACAGUUCCUCCGCUACAUUGACAACUGUCAUUUACAGUGUCCAUGGGGUUUGUGUGUGGACACCAGAGACAACCUCUUUGUGAUUGAGUUCUACACAGGUAAAGUGAAGAAAAUACAAUAUCUGAUGUAAACAAACUGUGUGUGUGUAUUAUAUGUAAACAAACUGUGUGUGUGUAUUAUAUGUAAACAAACUGUGUAUGUAUUAUAUGUAAACAAAUUGUGAGUGUGUAUUAUAUGUAAACAAACUGUGUGUGUGUAUUAUAUGUAAACAAACUGUGUAUGUGUAUUAUAUGUAAACAAACUGUGUAUGUGUAUUAUAUGUAAACAUACUGUGUGUAUAUUGUAUGUGUAUAUGUCAACAAACCAUGUGCAAGUAUCAAAGUAUAUACUAGAAACAAACUGUGUGUAUGUAUCAUUGUAAAUAAACUAUUUUGUUCUAUAUGUAAACAAUUUAUGUAUAUGCAUUUUAUUUAUAAGAAAAACAGUGUAUAUCGGUGUACAUCAUAUGUAAAUAGAGUGAGUGUUUUAUACAUGUACAUAUAUAUGUUAACAAAAUAUGUGUAUAUCAUCGUUAAUUGUAAACUAAAGAAAUAAUUUAAUGUACAUGUGUGUAUUGAAUGCAGUUGGAAUUGGAUGUAUAAAAUAUUUCUUUAUUAAAUGUACAGAUCUAAUUAAUAUUUCUUUUCUUUUCUGAAACAAAAAAAGA